This is a messenger RNA of Eruca vesicaria subsp. sativa (arugula), 603 nucleotides long. The record is from the annotation of a GenBank genome assembly. Lineage: Eukaryota; Viridiplantae; Streptophyta; Magnoliopsida; Brassicales; Brassicaceae.
AUGGCGGUGAUUCUGAUUCGGUCGGUUAACUUGACGACGAGCAGAAGAAGCUCUUUUAUAGAGGAUGGAAAGUCAUGCCCUUUAUCAUUUGGUAAUGAGACGUUUGAGAAGAUAGGGAUAAUCGGGACAUUAUCAAACCUUCUAGUGUACCUAACAUCAGUAUUGAACCUUAAGAGCGUUACAGCUGCAACUAUCAUCAAUGUCUUCAGUGGCUCUAUCAACUUCGGCACUUUCCUCGCUGCUUUCCUCUGCGACACUUACUUUGGCCGCUACAAGACUCUCAGUGUUGCUGUUAUCACCUGUUUUCUGGGAAUCACUUGUGAUACUACUGACUGCUGCAGUUCCGGGACUGCACCCUAUUUUCCUUGUGGAACACAAAGUUCGUGCCAAGGCCCAAGCGGGGGGCAGAUUGCUUUUCUGCUGAUGGGUUUAGCGCUUCUCGUGGUAGGUGCUACCGUGCUGGUGGCAUCAGGCCGUGUAACUUGGCGUUUGGUGCUGACCAAUUCAACCCCAAGUCAGAAUCUGGAAAGAAAGGAAUUAACAGCUUCUUCAACCGGCACUUCUUCACCUUCACGUUCGCACAGAUCAUCUCGCUCACGCUAG